AGAAGAAUAGAUUUAGAGAGAAAGAGAUAGAGAGAGAAAGGAUGGGGCAUCGUAUUCUGCCCAAGAGAAUAAUCCUAGUGAGGCACGGAGAGAGCCAAGGCAACCAGAACGACACCGCCUACGCCACCACCCCAGACAGCCAGAUCCCGCUCACCACUCUCGGCAUCAAACAAGCCCAACUCGCCGGCGAACACAUCCGUCGAGUUGUCUCCGACGAAGGCCUCUCCCACAACUGGAAGGUCUAUUUCUACGUAUCUCCCUACCAACGAACCCGCUCCACCCUCCGCGAGAUUGGCAGAUCCUUCACCAGGGAUCGAAUUCUCGGGGUCCGGGAGGAAUGCAGAAUUAGGGAACAGGAUUUCGGAAAUUUCCAGGAGAAAGAGCAGAUGAAGGCCAACAAGGCUGAUCGCCAGAGGUUUAGCCGCUUCUUCUUCCGCUUUCCCCAGGGCGAAUCCGCCGCCGAUGUCUUCGACCGCAUCUCCAGUUUCUUGGAGUCGUUGUGGAGGGACAUAGAGAUGAAGAGGCUUGUCCAACAUCAAAUCUGCGAUGAUGAGAUAAACCUGAUCAUCGUAUCGCAUGGGUUAGCGUUGCGGGUGUUCCUAAUGAAGUGGUUCAAGUGGACGGCGGAGCAAUUCGAGCUUCUAUACAAUCUGGACAACUGUGAAUGCCGGGUCAUUCAAUUGGGCGCCGGUGGAAAGUACAGUCUGGCCAUCCAUCAUUCCGAAAAAGAGCUCGUCAAAUGGGGAUUUUCUCCAGAGAUGAUCGCUGACCAGAAGUGGCGCGCCAACGCCGACAAGGGGAACAGGAACGACAAGUGCCUCGACGCCUUCUUUGAUCAUCUUCCCGGUAACUCUUCAUCCUCCGACUCCUCCGACUCCUCCGACUCUGAAUCUUACUCUGACGACAAUAGUAUUCUCACCUGCGACCAAGAUGGAGAAAUCGAAAUCAAAACUCUUGCUGAUGCUGAUUGCCGAUGAUCGACUGAACAUCAUCCUUCAUCUCUGUGGGUAGAUUCAUGAGCACUCUACUUCCUACCCAGACUUUUUCAAUGGUGGGUUAUGAGUUGAAUCAGUCCUUGAUGUUUUCAUAAAUUCCUCAAAUGAUGCAAGUAGACAACUGUCAAUUGAUCUCCAAUAUAAAACAAACAGUUGUUAGCUUUCGCAAGUAGGACUUUCCUACUGUAUUCCUUCUAGUUCUAUGACGAUGUGCUCAGACUAAGAAGACUUUUUAAAGAAGGUUCGGUAAAA
Messenger RNA from Macadamia integrifolia, 1247 nucleotides. Its product is annotated as phosphoglycerate mutase-like protein AT74. NCBI's taxonomy places the organism in Eukaryota, Viridiplantae, Streptophyta, Magnoliopsida, Proteales, Proteaceae. The record is from RefSeq and is a predicted model, not a curated record. The transcript has 2 exons. Gene Ontology annotation, molecular function: phosphatase activity. Bases 42 to 977 code for a protein of 311 amino acids.